Molecule: messenger RNA, 2957 nt
Organism: Ricinus communis (castor bean)
Lineage: Eukaryota; Viridiplantae; Streptophyta; Magnoliopsida; Malpighiales; Euphorbiaceae
Product: LRR receptor-like serine/threonine-protein kinase FEI 1
Exons: 14
Coding region: 654-2444 (596 amino acids)
Biological process (GO): protein phosphorylation
Molecular function (GO): protein binding; protein kinase activity; ATP binding
Source: RefSeq, a predicted model, not a curated record
UCCUAAUUCUUUCUAUUUAUUUUUUUUCCAAUUAUUUUACAAGAAUUUUUUUUAAAAAUCUGCUAUGUAUUAUUUUCUUCUGCAUUUCCUUUUAAUUUUCUUUUUGCAGCUUUUACUGUAGUUUGGGAUUGUCGGUUAAGCUGUGAAGGAGUGAGUUUUAUGUUUUCUUUUUUCAUUUUUUUACUCAUUAGGGUUUUAGCAAUCUGAAUUUUGGUUUAUAUAUAGUCUAGUGUUUUUUUUGCUUCUAGUUCUUCACUGACUGCAGAUUUGUACUGUUACUUGUUUUUAAUUUGUGUAUUUCCUGUAAAUUUUUUGAGAUAGUAGUAGCUUUUUUAGUGCUAGUAUUUGUGCUUUAGGUUUAUUUAUUUUUUUAAAUUAGGAAUAUUAUUUUCUUAUGGCAUUAAGUAGCUUAAACUGACCAUGUUACAGUUUCUUCUAUGCUGGAGCCAGAUGAUAUUUGAUUUAAGAGGCAAGGUCUAUCAUAGAUUAUCCUGUCCAGCUUCCUAGAUUUCAUGUCUGGUAACUGUUGUCUUUUAUUGUAGCUGCUGUAUGGUAUUAUCAACCAUGAUAACCAUAUGUUACAGAGGAAGCAUUUUGGACCUUGGUGUGUCAGAUGAUUUCUAGUAGCUAUUUUAUGCUUUACCAGUGCUGUUAUGGCCAUCUAUCUGAGGAGAUGUCAAGGAACUUGGCUUUUUUACAUUCUAGUGCUCUAUAUCUUUGUACAAAAAAGUGGAGCAAUUAAUUCUGAUGGUGAGGCACUUCUAAACUUCAAAAAUGCAAUUGUUAGUUCAGAUGGGAUCCUUCCUCUAUGGCGACCUGAGGAUCCUGACCCAUGUAACUGGAGAGGGGUGACAUGUGAUCAGAAAACCAAGAGAGUCAUAUAUUUGAGUCUGAAGAAUCAUAAAUUAAGUGGAUCUAUAUCACCUGACAUUGGGAAACUACAGCACUUGAGGAUUUUAGCUCUAUACAACAAUAACUUUUACGGAACAAUUCCUUCAGAGUUGGGAAAUUGCACGGAGUUGCAGGGACUAUAUUUGCAGGGUAACUACUUAAGUGGACUAAUUCCAAGUGAAUUGGGAAAGUUAUCCGAGCUUCAAUAUUUGGAUAUCUCAAGCAACUCUCUUAGUGGGUCAAUCCCUCCAUCACUUGGGAAGUUAAAUAAACUUAUUACUUUCAAUGUAUCAAACAAUUUCCUUGUGGGACCAAUUCCAUCUGAUGGUGUGCUUUUCAACUUCAGCCAAAGCUCUUUCACUGGGAAUCGUGGUUUAUGUGGGAACCAGAUCAAUAUGAACUGCAAAGAUGAAACUGGAGGACCUUCGUCCAAUUCAGGAUCUCCUACAUCAGCUCAAAAUCAAGGUGGGAAGAAAAAAUACUCAGGUCGACUGCUUAUUAGCGCUUCAGCAACUGUUGGUGCACUGCUUCUGGUUGCUCUUAUGUGUUUCUGGGGUUGCUUCCUUUACAAGAAGUUUGGUAAAAAUGAAAGUAACAGUAUUGCAAUGGAUGUCAGUGGAGGUGCUUCAAUUGUAAUGUUUCAUGGGGACUUGCCAUACUCGUCGAAAGACAUCAUUAAGAAAUUAGAGACCUUAAAUGAGGAACAUAUAAUAGGCUGCGGAGGCUUUGGAACAGUAUACAAGCUUGCAAUGGAUGAUGGCAGUGUCUUUGCUUUGAAACGAAUUGUUAAAUUGAAUGAGGGAUUUGAUCGCUUCUUUGAGAGGGAGCUUGAGAUUCUUGGGAGCAUAAAACAUCGGUACCUGGUGAACUUGCGAGGCUACUGCAAUUCUCCUACAUCAAAAUUAUUAAUUUAUGAUUUCCUUCCUGGUGGUAGUCUUGAUGAGGCACUCCAUGAAAGAUCUGAGCAACUGGACUGGGAUGCACGUCUGAAUAUAAUUAUGGGAGCAGCGAAAGGAUUGGCCUAUUUGCAUCAUGAUUGCGCCCCUAGGAUCAUACACCGAGACAUAAAGUCAAGCAACAUUCUACUUGAUGGCAAUUUGGAGGCUCGUGUAUCGGACUUUGGACUUGCCAAACUGUUAGAGGAUGAAGAAUCACACAUUACAACAAUUGUUGCGGGAACAUUUGGUUAUCUAGCUCCUGAGUACAUGCAGAGUGGUAGAGCAACUGAAAAGACUGAUGUUUAUAGUUUUGGGGUCCUGGUGCUCGAGGUAUUAAGUGGAAAGCGACCUACAGAUGCAGCAUUCAUCGAAAAGGGCCUGAACAUUGUUGGUUGGUUAAACUUUUUGGUUACAGAGAAUAGGCGACGAGAUAUUAUUGAUCCAAACUGUGAGGGGGUGCAGACUGAAAGCCUUGAUGCCCUGCUUUCAGUUGCCACCCAAUGUGUAUCUUCAAGCCCAGAGGAUCGACCCACCAUGCACAGGGUUGUUCAGUUACUUGAAUCUGAAGUGAUGACCCCAUGCCCAAGCGACUUUUAUGAUUCCAGCUCUGAUUGAAGCCAUGCGGUGGCAAUGAUGCAUGUUAAAAUUUGCAGCCAUGACUCUGCAGCAUACAUUGAACAAAGAAUGUCUUGAGCAAUGAAAGGGGCUUAGAAUCUGCAGCAGUUUUGCAUCUUGAUUUUAUUCGUUCAUUCUUUCUGCAGAUUGAUGACAACUUGAAGACACUUUCAGACAUUUAUGUGAGCAAUUGAUUAGUUCUCAACUGGAGUUUUGCUGCGUUAGAAUCUGCUCAUUUUGCAUGGUUGUACGGAGCUAUUCAACACGUGAUUGGAGUUCCCAUUUGUGGGUGGGGUCAUUUAUUCAUCCAGUCAUUUUUUUUUUUGUUUCCAUCAUUUUGUUGUAAUUUGCCAUCGCAUUUGUCCGCUGAAAUUAAUUGUAUAUGCAAUCUGUAUAAAUUGAGUCUCAUCUUUCCAAAGGAUUCUUGUUACUACCAUUUUUGUAAAUUAUGUUGAUUACAAUAAUCAGCGUCUUCAAUGGUUACUAUGAGCGGGGGCCUCCAUUAUCGUCUUA